Erythranthe guttata (spotted monkey flower) is the source of this 528-nucleotide messenger RNA. Its product is annotated as anaphase-promoting complex subunit 13-like. Gene Ontology annotation, cellular component: anaphase-promoting complex. Lineage: Eukaryota; Viridiplantae; Streptophyta; Magnoliopsida; Lamiales; Phrymaceae. The record is from RefSeq and is a predicted model, not a curated record. Gene Ontology annotation, biological process: protein K11-linked ubiquitination.
UUUGCACAUUGAAAUUCAUCGACUUCCCCCCUGCAAAAAGUUUCCAAAUCAAGAAAUAAUAUUGUGCAAUUAGGGUUUUAAACGAGCAAUUAUUUUCAGAUUUGUGUGGAAGAAGGAAGCAGAGAGAGGAUUAAUGGCGGACUUGAGCUUGGGCAUCCUCAUUGAUAUUUUGGAUGACGAAUGGAUGAGGGAUACUCUUCCAGAUGACGAUCUUCCAUUGCCUCCUGUGCUUACUUCCAGGACCGACGAAACUGAAGAAUCAAACCAGGAAACUCCGCAAGUUGAGGCUGACACCUGGCACGAUCUUGCGUUAAGCAACCAAUGAGGUUCCUGAUAAUUAGAAGAUAAAACAUCGCAUUCUAUUCCUUGUAUAUAAUAUGAUGUACCCGUCUUAGUUACGGAAUUAAUUUUCGAGCUCUCGCAUUUAUAUAUUUGCUAAGGAUCCUUUAUAUGUGAACUACAUUUGCUACAUGUACUAUUGACCAAAGAUUGGGUACUAUAAGUUGUUUAUUUUCAGUCUAAUUUGUC